CCGAGUUUUUCGAUCAAUCACAGGGGACAGUGGCUUCUUUUGAUAAAAACCCCAAAUUGUCAUUGGGCAGAUGCAAUCAUGUGACAAGCAGCACGGUCUAAUUCCAACCAUGUCCUCAUGGAAGCAAUAGUUUAUGGCAUAGAGGUCUCCAUACGACUAUAUCCAGUUUAGUAGUUUAUGAAAAUAAACUGCUCAUUAUUUUUAUUAUUAUCGUUAUUAUUAUUAUCAUUAUUAUUACUAUUAUUUCUGUCCCCUCUGACAUCAGCGGGCUUUCAGGACAAGAAGGAGGAGAUGAAUUACGAAUUUGGGCGAGAAAGUGGUUUUAUCAACAGCCAGCCGUCGCUCGCUGAGUGCCUGACAUCUCUCACUAACCCUGUCGGUGAUGCAUUUCAAAGUUCAUCAAUCAAGAGCUCGGCGCUUUCACAGUCGACACUGAUUCCUCCUCCUUUUGAGCAGACCAUCCCCGGCCUGAACCCGGGCAUCCACCCACGGCACAGCCGCUCAAAGCAGGCUCUGAAAGGCUGCAGUCCGCUGCAUACCGCAUCCCUACCCCCGGAGUACCCGUGGAUGAAGGAGAAGAAAAGCAUCAAGAGGAGCCAGACUGCUGCUGCUGCUGCUUCCUCUGCGACAACGACUGACUCCUCACCACUCUACUUCUCCCCCCAAGGUUCACCAGAGAUACCAGAGGGUGGUGUUGGCGGUGGAGGAGCAUCCAGGAGGCUGAGGACUGCCUACACCAACACCCAACUUCUGGAGCUGGAGAAGGAGUUUCAUUUUAACAAAUACCUGUGCAGACCGAGGCGAGUGGAAAUAGCGGCUCUGCUGGAUUUAACAGAGAAGCAGGUGAAAGUUUGGUUUCAGAACAGGAGGAUGAAACACAAGAGGCAGACCCACUGCAAGGAGAACCGGGACAGCGAGGGGAAAUACGCGUGUGUGGACGACGGGCCGGAGGACGAGUUCGAGCGGGAGGCGGACAGCGGCGCAGCCGGGACGCUCCUGGAAAGGGAGAGGUAUUUCCACCAAAAUACCUUGACUUCACAGCACUGUCAGAACGGGAACAAUGGGGAGACUGUUACGCCUUUGAACAGCAAUGAGAAAAAUCCGAAACAUUUUCCAAACCCGGCUCCCACUGUUCCCAUCUGCGUGUCCACAAUAGGCCCGGACAAUGAUAAUUCCCCGGGCCUGGACGUCUCUUUGCAGGAUUUCCACGUUUUCUCAUCCUCCUCCUCUUUCUCACCAAGUUUGUCAGAUUCAUCGCAGAGUCCUCUGCCUUUGCCCUCCGACACGUUUGACCUGUUCUCCGAAACACUCACAACAAUCGACCUGCAGAACCUGAGUUACUAAAAUAUUUGUUUUAACUCUCAUUCAGACACUUGUGUUCAGUCAGUGUAGCUACUCAGUUUAAGCGAGAGGGGGGAAUUAUUUAAUAGAGCUCACAAAUAAGGUAAGUUAAAGCAAAAACAGCGAAGCUACUAUUUUGCCUUCAUGGAGUGUUUAUUCCAUUUGGCUGCUAGAGGACAUUUCACACUUAUUUUUAUAUGGAUUUCGACUAUAACUGAGCAGAAUAUUUUCCUUGAAAUAAAACUUUGCAUUGAUUGGAAUCAGAUGCGCUAUUGUCUUAUUUCCCAGGUUUGGAGAGAUGACCUACUGAUUUUAGGUCUGUAUCCUGCAUAAAACGCAAACAUAUGUUUUAGAAGAAAAGUGAAUUAUGUUUGAAGAUAAACACUUUAUCUCGGCAUUGAAAUGAGGGGAAUAUAUAUGGUAUAAUUUAAAAAACCCCUGGGUAUGUCGGUGUCCUCACCCUAUUAUCAAACCACUUGAUUUUAUCACCUCAAACUUUCCAAAA
This is a messenger RNA of Seriola aureovittata, 1846 nucleotides long. It is a transcript of the gene hoxa2b, whose product is annotated as homeobox A2b. The transcript is spliced from 2 exons. Bases 178 to 1344 code for a protein of 388 amino acids. The record is from RefSeq and is a predicted model, not a curated record. Gene Ontology annotation, molecular function: DNA-binding transcription factor activity, RNA polymerase II-specific; DNA binding. Gene Ontology annotation, biological process: regulation of DNA-templated transcription. Lineage: Eukaryota; Metazoa; Chordata; Actinopteri; Carangiformes; Carangidae.